Danaus chrysippus (African queen) is the source of this 570-nucleotide messenger RNA. NCBI's taxonomy places the organism in Eukaryota, Metazoa, Arthropoda, Insecta, Lepidoptera, Nymphalidae. The record is from the annotation of a GenBank genome assembly.
AUGAGCAGUGAAGGAAGGGAAAGGAAAAAUAAAGAUAUUAAUGAAAUGGAACCCGAAGUUGACGAUGAUCAGGUUGAUCCAUAUCAUGGAAAACAACAAGAACUACCUGAGCCCGAAGACUUUGAAAUGCCCGAUGAUUUAAACUUGGACGGCGAAGAAAAAGACGAUAAGGAUGGAGAAACUGAAACUGAAAAUCCGUUUGAAAUCGACGCUAUGAAAGAAGCUUUACAAGAAGAGCAGAAAGAAAACGAUGAUGAAGAUAAAGAUAAAGGAAAUAAAAAUGGUCUGGAAGUGUCCAGUGAUGAAGAAGGUGAAGGAAACGAUGCUGAACAGAUGCCUCGUAAUUAUAAAAGAAAAACCGAAACUAAAUACAGCUUAGAGGAUCUCAAAAGGGCUAUAGUCGACGUUCAAACUAAAAAACUCAGCAUUGGCAGAGCAGCAAAUACUUAUAGUAUUCCAAAAACUACAAUUUAUGAUUAUUUAAAGAAGGCACCUAUAAAAUUACCAAGGACUGGACGAAGACCGCUCUUCACAGACCAGCAAGAAAGGAAUUGGUCGACUAUAUCAUAA